This is a messenger RNA of Eimeria acervulina, 1413 nucleotides long. RefSeq lists its product as hypothetical. The transcript is spliced from 4 exons. The record is from RefSeq and is a predicted model, not a curated record. The coding region runs from base 1 to 1413 and encodes 470 amino acids. Lineage: Eukaryota; Apicomplexa; Conoidasida; Eucoccidiorida; Eimeriidae.
AUGGCUCAGAACGCACUGAAGAAAUCCCCACUUGAUGAGGCGGGGACCCCUCAAAGCCAUGAAAGCGAGGACCUCCAAGGAGACGAGGGCCUCCCUACAGUAAUCGUGAGAGGCCCAAGGCAGCUUCCCCUAGUGGGGGCUACACCUGCACCCGCUGAGGGUGCAGGCGUGCCGUUAGAACAUCACUCAGAGGAGGCGAGAGAGGCUCCUAGGGAAAAGAAGCCAUCCGGAGGGUGCUGCUGCGGCAGCUGUGGCUCCGGUGUGGGCACCCCUCCUUGCCAAGAUACUGUCCCAUCCUUGGAAGGCGAGGCAAGGCCUCGAAACUGCAAUUUAGCUCUCAGAGAAGCUGCCCCUCUAGCUGACUGCGUCGGCAAAGACUCCCGCAGCGGCAGCAGCAACGGAGACACGCCCUCCCUACUAAAACGAGCUCAGGAGCGCCCCCUCUUCUGUAGCGUGGGUGUCCACAGCCUGACACCCAACAAGCCAGCCGCGCGAAAACGCACUUCGUCGGGACAACGCCCUCGGCAACAACAGCAGCGAGAGCAGCAUCUGCUACAGAUGAGUGACGUCGCUGCCGGCGAUUCACAGCGCGAGGGAGAUGAAGCGCGCAACGGGGCUCGGUGUGCGGCUUGUGGGACUCUGAAGGUGAGGGCCCCCAUUGGGUUCAAUUUUAUGCAAAACCCGGCGCCUUCAUGGGGCCAGCUUCGCAUGGCAACGUGUGCUGAGGCACCUGAGGCUGAAGCGGCAGCAACCCCCGGAGCCAGUGUCCCGCUUGGCACCAGUGGGCCUCACCGGAAGCAACUGAGUGCUGAGGACUGCCCGUGGACACUGCCUGUCGGGGGCCCCACGGGGGGUGGAUCUUAUCAUCUGGUGAGACAACAGCAGCAGCAGCCAAGGCAGGGGGAGUUUGUGGCUGGCAGCUUGCAGUGGGGCCAACCCACGUCGUUUUGGCUCGUCGAGUCGGUGAAGGAUGAGGGGGUGGAGAGAGAAUUUAGGCGCCUCUUCAGGAUCAAUUCGCCAGAUUCCCGCAUCGCUCUGUCAUCUUUUCGACUUAUAGUGACAUUCAUGGUGGUGCUGGCGGCGCUCAAGUAUGGGACAGCCUUUAUCUGCUUCUUCUGCGCUGACCUCUUGAUCUGGGGUUUCUUUUCAUGUGAGGCUGCUUUACGCGCCCGUGCUAUGGGGCUGAAGCGUUUCUUCCGAGACCGGCAGUUUCUGUUUGACACCUUCUUGCAGUUGGUGGGACUCUCUGCUAUCUUUCUCCGUAUCUGCAUCCUUGUGAACGUCGGCGGCCUGGGGACGCGCGUGUUUGACCCGGAUUCGCAACAAUGGAAAACGGGCAUUGCGAACGAUUUCAUUAUUGGAGAUGUGCAGAUUGCACUCGUGUAUUCUACUAAUUAUGAUUCUGUUUAUUAG